AGGGAGGAGCUCCAGCAGCCCCCUUUUCCACUGCGACGCUGCGCCCGAGGAGGGAUCGGCCUCUACCCGGAUACGUGGUGGAACUUGGCAUCAUUCUCUGCCUCCAUCACUUUUUUUCUUUUAAAAAUGGCACCCUCCACUUACUCUUCUCACGUCGUCUCUUUAUGUUUGAUCGUGUUUUUUCUCCUCUCGGCGGUGAACUCGCAGUAUGAGAAGUACAGCUUCAGGAGUUUCCCCAGACACGAGCUGAUGCCUCUGGAGUCCGCCUACAAGUACGCGCUGGACCAGUACACCGGAGAGAAGUGGCCGGAGACGGUGGAGUACAUGGAGGUGUCUCUGCGCCUCUACCGGCUGCUGCGGGACAGCGAGGCCUUCUGCAACCUGAACUGCAGCUCCGUGCGGCUGGACGAUGAGGAGAAGUUUGCGGAGUUUCCGGAGUUGCGGGCGUUUGGGAACGUGAUUAAGAGGGCGCAGUGCCUGAAACGCUGCAAGCAGGGGCUGCCCGCUUUCAGACAGACCAUGCCCAGCAGGGACACCUUAGACGAGUUUGAGAGGAGGGAGCCCUACAGAUACCUCCAGUAUGCAUACUUCAAAUCUAACAACUUGGCGAAGGCAGUGUCCGCUGCACACACCUUCCUGCUCAAACAUCCAGAUGAUGACAUGAUGCAGAGGAAUAUGGCCUAUUACAAGAGUCUACCUGGAGCAGAAGAUCACCUCAAAGACCUGGAGACUAAAUCCUAUGAGACCUUGUUUGUGCGUGCAGUGAGGGCGUACAACGGCGAGAACUUCCGUACCUCGGUGUCAGACAUGGAACUGGCUCUGAGGGACUACUUCAAGAUCUAUGAUGAGUGUCUGGCCGCGUCUGAAGGCCCGAGGAACGUCAACGACUUUAAAGACUUCUACCCCUCGAUAGCUGACCACUACAUUCAGGUCCUUGAGAGGAAGGUGGGGUGUGAAACUGACCUCACACCUGUUGUCGGGGGUUUUGUGGUUGAGAAGUUCGUGGCUACCAUGUACCACUACCUACAGUUUGCUUAUUAUAAAUUGAACGACCUGAAGAAUGCAGUGCCGUGUGCUGCCAGCUACAUGCUGUUUGAUCCCAAAGACGAGGUCAUGAAGAACAACGUUGCCUAUUACAAGUAUCACAUGAAGCAGUGGGGGCUGACAGAGGAGGACUUCCUCCCAAGAUCAGAGGCAGUGCGGUACUACAAUCAGACCACCAUGCAGCUACAGAUGUUUGAGUUCUCCAAGCAGCGCCUGGCGAGCGAUGAUGAGGGGGACGUGGUGGAGUUUAUAGACGAGUUCCUGGAUGAGGAUGAAUAGGAAAACACUGAAAAUGACUAAACUAUCCAACCAUUUGUAUUUAUUAGGAUUUCAACGAUCUUUGGAUCUCAGAGUUUGGCUUCUUCACCUGCAGCUUUUUUUAAUGAGGCUCUUUAUUUUGAUUCUUGCAGUUUUUGUUUAUCUGAACAGCUCAAAGUUUUAAUGAACUCAUUUUUUCUACUGUGAAUCAUGUCGUUUAUGAAAUAUUUGCAAUAAAAGAGAUUGAGAAAAAAACUUUUUUAUGCAAAACAAUUGGGAUUUUUUCCCCCACAAAUUUUAAUGGCAUCAUCCAAUAAAAGUUAGGAAACACUGAA
Nothobranchius furzeri (turquoise killifish) is the source of this 1637-nucleotide messenger RNA. RefSeq names its product cartilage associated protein (gene crtap). Gene Ontology annotation, molecular function: protein binding; collagen binding. Gene Ontology annotation, biological process: peptidyl-proline hydroxylation to 3-hydroxy-L-proline; collagen fibril organization. Lineage: Eukaryota; Metazoa; Chordata; Actinopteri; Cyprinodontiformes; Nothobranchiidae. The record is from RefSeq and is a predicted model, not a curated record. Gene Ontology annotation, cellular component: endoplasmic reticulum.